AUGAAGCACUAUAAUAUAAUUGAGCCGAAAUUGCCUGGCAAGAAAUGUGGAGGUAAAACCAGGCCGGGUCAGCAGACGGGAAACUCCUCAAUCAGCAAAUCCAACCGCCCCAUCGAAUUCAAAUUCCCCUGCCCGAACGCGUGCCUGUCGGGCACUCCACCGGUGACCGACCCGCCCGUCUGCCACACGUGGUUCACGGCCGCCAGCCCCUUCUCCGGCAGCGCCAGGGUGGCGAACAGCCUCACGAGCCCGCCAGAAAACUCAGCCGAUGCCUCCCUCACGUCGUACCACAACCGGGUCGACUCCUCCCCCAACGGGCCGUAUGACGACACGUUGUAUUUCCUGACGGUCAUCUGCCCGUCCGGGCCCUGGAAAGCGGCCAAGGCCUGCGAGCCCACCAUGCCCCGGCCCGUCGGGUUUAUGGCCCACGAGACCCACCCGUUGGGCCCGGCGGUUUGGGUUGUGAAGGCAAUGUCGAGGAUGGAUUGGGCCGGGUCGUAG
Messenger RNA from Striga asiatica, 501 nucleotides. NCBI's taxonomy places the organism in Eukaryota, Viridiplantae, Streptophyta, Magnoliopsida, Lamiales, Orobanchaceae. The record is from the annotation of a GenBank genome assembly.